Molecule: messenger RNA, 758 nt
Organism: Cryptomeria japonica (Japanese cedar)
Lineage: Eukaryota; Viridiplantae; Streptophyta; Pinopsida; Cupressales; Cupressaceae
Product: light-regulated protein 1, chloroplastic
Exons: 3
Coding region: 77-526 (149 amino acids)
Cellular component (GO): chloroplast
Source: RefSeq, a predicted model, not a curated record
AAAAUCUAGAUCUGAAACAAAUUGGCUCUAAGAGAAAGCCUUGUUAUAUCUUGGCACAGUAAAGAGAAACAAGAAAAUGCAGACAACAAUGGCGAUGACCAUGUCAGCCCCAGCUCUCUCCCCAGCCAUACUGUGUAAUAAUAUCCAAAUAAGAGGAGCCCAUCUUACAAGCUUAUCCUCCCUGACAAAAUCCAAGCAAAAACUUGUGUACAGGUGGCGAGCCAUGGCUGCUGAUCCUUAUGUGGAUUACAAUUCUUCUCCAAAAUCGGUGUUUCCAGCAGAGGCAUGUGAUACAGUGGGAGGAGAAUCCUGUGAAGGAAAAAUUGGCACUGAAGUGCAGCUCAAGAGUGAGUCUUCUUCCACACAGACAUCUCCACAAGCAGAGGGUAUUGACAGGGAAUAUGUGGAAUAUAAUUCCAUUCCAAAGACUGUGUUUCCAGGUGAGGCCUGUGAUGAUCUGGGAGGAGAAUUCUGUGAACCAGAGUACCAAAGUGGGGUUUUUAAGGAGAAAGAGCCCAGCAAGUAGAAGAAAGAGCCUCUGCAAUUUAUGUUGUAUAAGAAAUGUACUGAGUAGGGCUCUGUAAAUAGAUAGGGGCUCAUCUGUACUGAUCUGCUAUGUGGGUUUUGGAUAUUCCAUGCCAAUAUGAUGAAGUAUAUAUUAACUGUAACUUUACUGUAUAUGGCUUAAUUAUACUUUUAAACAAUAGAGUGUACUUAAUUAUACUUUUAAACAAUAGAAUGUGCUUGUAUUGAUUUCA